Sabethes cyaneus is the source of this 468-nucleotide messenger RNA. RefSeq lists its product as uncharacterized. The record is from RefSeq and is a predicted model, not a curated record. The coding region runs from base 1 to 468 and encodes 155 amino acids. The transcript has a single exon. NCBI's taxonomy places the organism in Eukaryota, Metazoa, Arthropoda, Insecta, Diptera, Culicidae.
AUGGAGGAGGAAUUCAACUGCGAGGCCUGUGAGCAGCCCGACAGUGCUGACGUCGGAAUGGUAUCGUGUGAUUCUUGUAGCAAGUGGUACCAUUACGUUUGCGCGGACGAAUCCCCUGGUGUGAAGAACAGACAGUGGAAAUGUGCCAAGUGUGUAUCUGCAACUUUGCCUAAUACAGGCACUAAAAAGAAAACCAAGAAGGCUUCAUUGAAAGUUGACGGCGAUGUGACAAACCGAAAGACUCCUAGCGGCUCUCGGUUGUUGGAUUCGAGCGAGAAGGCGGGAAGUACCCAUCUGUUAGAUAUACCAAAUCCCAGCGACCCGAUCCCAGCUAAAGGGAAAGAUGCUACGAAAACAACAAGUGCCGAGAAGAGAUCGAUUAAAUCUCAUGCUUCCAGUGCGCGUGUCCGAGCGCAGCAGGCGCUGCAGCGACUUGAGGACGAACGUCGGCUCGAAGAACAAAGCUAG